CUUUAAUGCCAGUUUUAUAAUCCGAAAAUGUCGUUCUGGGCGGGGUAUCGUUCGAUUGCUCUUUGUCUUUGGCGUCGUUGGAAGAGGAGGUUGUAACAAAGCUUGUACUUUGAGCCAGACAGCACUUCUACGUCGAAAAAUCUAAAAACAAAAUCACUCUGGGGAAGCCUGAAUUUCAAUUUUUUGAAUUGCUUCAUUUUAUCUUCACUAGUGAGUAUUCUUGUUCCUGAAAAAAAAGUUCCUUCGUUCUAGUUGACGAUAGGACGUCGAACCAAGGAAAAGCAAAAGGUUUUUUUUUUGAAACGAACUGGAAAUUUCAGUUUCACACAGCGUUAUUAACCAACGAACUACGGAGGUAGUUCACGUACAACUAUGUGUGUCACUAAAACCACCUGACAGACGAAUUUUAACAACUUCAUCGUCAAAGAUUAAAUGGCAGCGUUUUUCGCACCGGUUGAGCAUGUUGAUCCUGCUCCAGCAGCCCACUGGAAAUACCGCACCUACACGGAACUGUGCAUCCGCUCACUGGAGACCAACGGCCUCCGGAUCCACGGGCUAACAGAUGCUUUGAUGCAAGAAAUCGCAGCUGCCUUGGAGCAACAACAGGAAGUUUUCUACGCUUCUGUGUUGCAAGAUCAAGAUGUUGAACAAGGUCAGCAUGAACAACAACAUGAAAACCAGUUGUACCCCAGGGUUCUCUCGAUCGCCGUUUCGAUGCGGCAAUUGCCAACCGUCCACCCGGAUAUCAAACGACGGUUUGGUAUGGGAGUGUCAGGAUUGAAAUCGACAAAAUCGAAAAAUUUGCAAUGCAUAAAAUGUAGGGCAAGUGAGGCCUGUGCUCGGGAGCAGGCAAUUGAGACCGAUUGUUAGCCUGUUUAGGAGAAGGCGAUGUGCUGCCAGAGUGGCACGACAGGAGCAGUCUUCUUUGCCCAACAGCAUGACAGACUGUAUUUCGGCUCUACCCAAAUUUGUCAUGCGCUUCUUGCAAACUGAGGCUCCAAGACCAAGUGGUAUCGAUUUUAUGCAUGGCAAACUAUAACUAUUCCAACUUUGACGAUUUCAAUCCUGACACUCCCAUAUUUGGCCGUUUCGUCUUGCACUUGGUGGACAAAAUUAUCGACCCGAUGGACUUCGUGCUAUGCAUUGCAUGCAAAUAUGUCUGGGUCUCCUGGAAGAAUGCAAGAUUUGUCAUGCAUAUUCUGCAUGGCCCAGAACCAGAACGUCUGGAAUGCGAGCUGUAGCCUGGCAAGUUUUGCGAAGGCUCCGCAAUGCGUGUUCUGCAUGAGAAGCUGAAGCGUUGUCUUCUCGUAACCGAAACUUGUACUUGGCACUUGUGUUGGUCGUGCAAUACAGAUUCUUGUAUCGAUCAGACCUAGCAUGACAAACUCAAACUCCUCCAGCGCCAGACGUAUUUCUAUUUGCAGUUCAUACGUGCGUGUGGAAAACGAUUUGGAGAUUCAGAACCUGAUCACGCGGAAGGGAAAAAUCGAAACGGUGAAGAACGGGAAAAAUAAAAUGGACAAGAUCGAAUCCGAAUUUCCAGAGGAUUUGAACCCGGUGUUAAAGCUGAAACGCCUGGAGUCGGUGUAUUUCGCACUCAUCGCGGCAACCAUGUUGCUGCCCAAGUUGCGAUAUGAACUGCAAAAGUAUCGCACUCGUACUAAUUGCAAUCAUGCAUUGCAAAUUUUUUUCUCAAGGUAAAUCCGCAUUACAAAUUCCAUUUUUCAUGCUGACGAAAUUUGUAUAAUGCAAUUCAUACUAGUACGAUGCUUUUGCAUUGCAUAUGCGAAACGACAAAAAGAAGGUGGAUUGCGAGAUGGAGCUGAACAACAAUCUUGUGAUCGGAAAUAUCAAAUGCAAAAGUGUCUGGGUCUGGAAGAAUGCAAGUUUGUCAUGCUUGUUUGGCAUGACUCGAGAAUCUGUGUUGCAUAGGCACGAAAGAGCCCUCUUAACUGUCAUGCGAAAAGGCAGUUUGCCAUGCGGAAUACAUAAGACAUGACAGCCACAAAAUUUGUCAUGCGUAGCUGCGUAUUGCGGCGCGUCUAUCAUUCACUUUUAGCAUUACAAGUUUCCAGACCCAAACAUUUUUGCAUUUGAUAGGAAAAACGAGUGAUAACAAUCAUGCCGCGGGGGCACAACUAACAGCAAACGGCGCAUCAUCGCGCUCUCCAAGUACUAGAUCGGCGUCCGCAUCACCGAGCAAGAAUACUAGAACUGCACUGUCUAUGCAUCGCAAAACUAUCGGACUAAUAUGAUAAUUGCAUUACAAGAAAUUGACUUCGCAUUACAAAUUGAAUCUGUCAUGCGGAUUUGCCUCAAGAACAAGAUUUGUAAUGCAUAAACGCAAUUUGAUAGUACGAGUGCGAUUCUUUUGCACUGCAUACUGUCACCCUCUCCGACCAAAACCCCACGGGAGCUGCUGACCAUAUGCAAGAAAAAAACUGUGUAAGUGUAAUUAUGUGUUGCAGAACAUGCAAAAGGGUUACACCUGUCAUGCCAGAUAGCCAUGAAGUCCUCUUUUCACGUGUGUUUUCCCUUACAAGUCACGCAUGACAGGUUUUCUCUGUCAUGUAGAGCAAAUUUGUGAUGCUGUUUCUCAGAGAAAGUUACACUUACACACUUUUUUUCCUGGAUAGACCAUGGACCAGGAGGACUGCUUACCCGGGCAAGCCAGUCCGUUCCGAAAGCCGCAGAAGAAGAAAGCCUCGCUGUUGUAUUCUGCUGGGGGGACGGGCCGCGGGACGGGGCCGAGGGCAGCUGCAGCUGGGAACAAUAAUUCCAACAAUGUCAAUCUCAAUCACGCAGAACUACAAGUGAAGGACAUCCGGGCCGGGAAGCCAGUGCUAUGCAUUGCAGAAGUAUCGUACUCGUAUAAAUGCAUUACAAAUUUCCUUAGCAUGAGAAAUAAUGUUUGUCAUGCGGAUUUACCUUACGAACAAAAUUUGUAAUGCAUGGCUGCAAUUACUACGAGUAUGAUACUUUUGCACAGGAUAAGUGCCUUUGUUUUACCACGAUCCGGAAGCGGACCAGUACCGGCUCGAUUACAACAGAACAGCAGGUUCUUCAACCUCUCCUGUUGACCGCACUGCUGCUCGUGCUGGGAUUCAACGUCGUAGCUCAGGUCGUGGUUAUUUUCAACGAAACCAUCAAAACAAUCACAACCCGAGCAUCCAGCAGUUUUACGAGGACGACAGCUGUAACAACCCGCCGGUUCAUGAUUUUUACACCACAGAAGUAGAUGCAAGAACUGCCGCACGUCGGCCAUGCGGAAACGGAGGCAGGACCGGCGGCGGAACUACAUCAAGGAAGAGUUGGAAGAUGAACAUGCCAGGAAGAUCAAGAACGAUGGGACGGAGCUGCUCGACGACUUCGGCAAAGAGCUUCACCUUCCCUAGCAGUACGACGCGGGCAGUGGACAAUAGAAAUGGCAGGAAGAUGUUCUUGCACAGUUACGCCACGAAUAUCAGCACUUGCAGGGGCCAGUACAAAAAACCUCACAAUCGUAGUAUCUACGACGCGGACGCGGAGGACGACGAACUGUUGGUCACGUUUGGACAGUAGUCUAGCUUUUGAAGAAGAUUUAUCCUGUGCAAAAGUAUCGUACUCGUAUAAAUGCAAGUCUUGCAUUACAAAUCUUGUUCCUACGGAAAAUCUGCAUUACAAAUUUUAUUUCUCCUGCUGAGGAAAUUUGUAAUGCAUUGAUACGAGUGCGAUACUUUUGCACUGCAUAAGAUUGGUGGAGAAGUAGAACAUGAACAGGUCUUCCUCAUGAUCAAGAAUAGAUUUCGCAGGACCGAAUCGGAAUCGCAAGAUGUUGCCAGAAAGAUCAUGAGGAGCAGGGCAAGCCGCGCUGCUGGGUUUAUUUACCACUAGCCGUAGAAG
This is a messenger RNA of Amoebophrya sp. A120, 3882 nucleotides long. The record is from the annotation of a GenBank genome assembly. Lineage: Eukaryota; Dinophyceae; Syndiniales; Amoebophryaceae.